Messenger RNA from Onychomys torridus (southern grasshopper mouse), 4825 nucleotides. Its product is annotated as zinc finger protein 729-like. The record is from RefSeq and is a predicted model, not a curated record. Gene Ontology annotation, biological process: regulation of transcription by RNA polymerase II. Gene Ontology annotation, molecular function: RNA polymerase II cis-regulatory region sequence-specific DNA binding; DNA-binding transcription factor activity. NCBI's taxonomy places the organism in Eukaryota, Metazoa, Chordata, Mammalia, Rodentia, Cricetidae.
CAUCACAAGAAGGGUCUUUGGACACCAAACUUCCGCAUCAGUCUUCAAACUUCGUUUCUCCCCAAAGUUAGGCGAGCGUCCUGCUCAGCACUGGGCUUGGAUCUCUGACAUGGAGGACAUGCUAUCAUUCUGGGAUGUGGCCAUUUACUUCUCUGCAGAGGAGUGGGAAUGUCUGGGCCCUGCUCAGUGGAAUUUGUACAGGGAUGUGAUGCUGGAGAAUUACAGCAACCUUGUGUUCCUGGGUCUUACUUCCUGUAAGCCAUACCUGGUCACAUUUCUAGAGCAAAGACAAGGGCCUUCGGAUGUGAAGAGACAAGCAGCUGCCACACAAGCAGGAACAAGAUGCUGUACGUGUACAGACUGUGGCAAAGCCUUUAAUUGGAACUCACACCUCAUAAAACACCGGAGAAUUCAUUCGGGAGUGAAGCCCUACAAGUGUGAGGAAUGUGGGAAGGCCUUCAGCGCUCCAUCUGUGCUUUCUGCACACCAGAGAAUUCACACAGAAGAGAAAUCCUACAAAUGUGAGGAAUGCGGCAAAAUGUAUUAUUAUUCCUCAAAGCUUAAGGAACACCAGAAAAGCCACUCUCAGGAGAAACCCUACAAGUGUGAAGUGUGUGGUAAGGCCUUCAGGUCCUCCUCGCAUCUCUCUACUCAUUUGGGAAUCCAUUCUGGAGAGAAGCCCUACAAGUGUGAAGUGUGUAGCAAGGUCUUUAGAACUCCCUGGCAACUUUCUAGUCACGUGAGAGUCCAUUCUGGAGAGAAGCCCUACAAGUGUGAAGUGUGUGGCAAAGCCUUCUCUACUCAGUCAUACCUUACUCAGCACAAAUUAGCUCACACCGGGGAGAAACCUUACAAGUGUGAGGAAUGUGGAAAACUGUUCUUCUGUGCGAAAAACCUUAAGGAGCAUCAAAGAAUUCAUUCUGGAGAGAAACCCUUCAAGUGUAAAGAGUGUGGCAAAGACUUCAGAACGUACACAGCACGUUCUAAACACCAGAGAAUUCAUACUGGAGAGAAGCGUUACAAGUGUGGGGAAUGCGGGAAGGCCUUCCACCAGUCUUCUGGUCUCAAACAACAUCAAAGGAUUCAUCUGUGAGAGACAGCACACAAGUGUGACCAAUGCGCCAUGGCCUUUUGCACUAGCUAAGAACUUUUGAAACACCUGACAAUUCAUACUGGCGAGAAAUGCCGCAAGUGUGAAAUGUGUUACAAGCUGUUUAAUCAAUGUUGUAAUACUCUUCAACACAAGGUAGUUCAACUUCAGGGAAAUAAUUCAAAUGGUAAAAUGUCCAUAAAAUGUCUUAUACUUCUUUGGAUCCUAAAAGAUAUAAAGAAAAUUCAUUCUGACUUCUUCAAACUUCGCUUCUCCCCAAAGUUAGGCGAGCGUCCUGCUCAGCACUGGGCUUGGAUCUCUGACAUGGAGAACCUGCUGUCAUUCUGGGAUGUGGCCAUUUAUUUCUCUGCAGAGGAGUGGGAAUGCCUGGGCCCUGCUCAGUGGAAUUUGUACAGGGAUGUGAUAGUGGAGAAUUACAACAAUCUGGUAUUCCUGGGACUUGCUUCAUCAAAGCCAUACCUGGUGACAUUUCUGGAGCAAAAACAAGAGCCUUCAGAUGUGAAGAGACAAGCAGCUGCCACCAUGCACCCAGGAAAAGAACAAUAUACAGACAAAGAAUGUGAUAAAACCUUUCAUUGGAACUCACAACUUACUAACAACCAGAGGAUUCAUUUACGUAUGAAGCCCUAUAAGUGUGAAGAAUGUGGCAAGUCUUUUUGUUUUCCUUCAUUGCUUUCUAUACACAAGAGAAUUCAUACGGGAGAGAAACCAUUCAAGUGUGAAGUAUGUGGCAAGGCCUUCCAUUCUCCAUCACUGUUUUCUGUACACAAGAGAAUUCAUACAGGUGAGAAACGCUACAAGUGUGAAGUAUGUGGUAAGGCCUUCCAUUGCCCAUCAUUACUUUCUGUACACAAGAACAUUCAUACAGGUGAGAAACCCUACAUGUGUGAAGUGUGUGGCAAGGCCUUCCAUUGUCCAUCAGUACUUUCUAGACACAAAAGACUUCAUACAGGGGGAAAACCCUAUAAGUGUGAAGUAUGUGCCAAGGCCUUCCAUUGUCCGUCAGUACUCUCUGACCACAAGAAUAUUCACAUGGGUGUGAAACCCUACAAGUGUGAAGUAUGUGGCAAGGCCUUCCAUGCUCCACCUUUACUUUCUGCUCACAAGAGAAUUCACACAGGAGAGAAACCUUACAAGUGUGAAGUAUGUGGCAAGGCCUUCCAUACCCCAUCACUACGUUCUGUCCAUAAGAGAAUUCAUACAGGGAAGAAACCCUACAAGUGUGAAGUAUGUAGUGAGGUCUUUAGCACCUCCUGGCAAAUUUCCAGUCACUUGGUAAUCCACUCUGGAGAGAAACCGUACAAGUGUGAGGAAUGUGGAAAGGCCUUCUCUACAAAGUCAUACCUAACUAAGCACAAAUUACUUCACAAGAUGGAGAAAUUUUACAGAUGUGAAGAAUGUGGCAAACAGCUCAACAGUUCAAGAAGCCUUCAAGAGCAUCAAAGAAUUCAUUCUGGAGAGAAACCCUACAAGUGUAAAGAAUGUGGCAAAGACUUCAGAACUUACACAGCACGUUCUAGACAUCAGACAGUUCAUAUUGGAGAGAAAUGUUACAAGUGUGGAGAAUGUGGCAAAACCUUUUACCAGUCUUCUGGUCUUAAGCAACACCAAAGAAUCAUCUGUGAGAGAAAGCACACUGGUGUGAAGAAUGUGCCAAAGCUGUUUGGAUGUACAAAGAACUUUUAAAACACCUGAAAUCCAUAUUGGAGAGAAAUGCCACUGGUGUGAAAAUGUUGCUAACUGUUUAAUAAGCUUUCUAGUAUUUCUCAUCACAAGACAGUUCAAAGACAGUGGAAUAGUACAAAUUUUAAUGUGUUCAUAAAAUGUUUUACACUUCUUCAGACUGUAAAAGGUAUCAAAAUUUUCAUUCUAAAUAGAAGCCUUAAGGGUAGGGAAUGUGAUAAACUUCCCCAACGUAAAAGAAUACAGAGUGGAAGGCAGCCAUACACAUGUAAAGAAUGUAAUGAGUUUUCCACUGAAUGAAUGCUUUCUGACCUCUAUAGACUUUAUCCUGAAGAGAAACACCACAAUUGUGAAGGGUGUGACAAUGCUUUUGAAGGCUCCUCCUAAACAAAAAAGAAGAUCUCAUACUUAGCAACACCCCUACAAUGAUGUGAAGAGUCAUCAUUCUGCCCUUGCUCUACAGGAGUCUCUGCAAAUAGAGAGUAUGCUAGGCCUUUAGUGGUUCUUCAUGCCUGUUUCCACAUCAUAGAAUUCAUAUUGGUAUGGUGCACUAAAAAUGCUAAGAUUACGACAAGGCCUUUAUCUGACUUUCAUAUCAGAAGUAUCCUCUGAGACUUUUUACUAGUAAGAAAGUCUACACACCCCAAUCCAUGGGAAAGCCUUCAAUAUCACUAAUCAUCAUAAACACAAAACUCCACAUAUCCAAAUAAUGUGAAAAAGACUUCAAUAAUAUCACUGAUCAACACAAAAGUCUAUACAACCAAAUAAUUUGAAAACGCUUAUGUAAUAUUUUUAAUCUUCAUUAACACCAAAGAAUAUUCACUGGUGAGAUGUUCUACAAAUGCAGAUGCCUUGUUUCCUUCUGCUCUGAAGUUCACACAGACAAGCAAUAUGUGAUUGAGUCUCAAUUGAGUGAAUGCCUGGAUCAGAUUGACCCUUGGGUAUGUCUGUGGGUCUUUUUCAUGAAUUCUAUUUGACAUAAGAGAAUCUGGACCACUGGAUGAUGGCAGUGCACCUUGUGUAUGGCACUGUUGGUGACUUGGUCUUGUGUGUGUAAGAAGACAUAAAGUCACAUUCCUCCAUGGUUUCUACUUUCACCUACUGCCUCUAUAUUUUAGUUGUGUUCUCCUGCCCUGGCUUCCAUGGAUAAUGAAAUGCAGCAGUGAACUGAAAUAACCCCCUUUCUCCCCUAAGUAGUUUUUGGCCAUGGUGUUAAUCACACCAACAGAAAUAAAACUAAGUAAACAAUAUGUGAAAGCUCUCUACUCUUCUUUAUACAUUAGUUAUCGACCAGAGCCUUCAUAACUGAGACAAUAUCACAAAGCUUUGCGAUUUAAUCAACCUUAACUCUACACUAGAACAUUCAUAGUGUAAAAGUGCCCUGCUGUUACACAGAAUACUAUAAAGAUUUUACUGGUUUUUAUCAAAAUUUGAACACCACAAAGGUCAAACUGCAGAGGAAUCCUGUGAAAAGAAAUGAAACUCAAAUCUAAACACAUAGAACGUAAGAAAUUCAUAUUUAAGGAAAUCUACUACAAACUCCAAUGACUGGUUAUUUGACACAACUUCACGUCAGGAAGCCUGGUUACUGAGAAGCCCUACAAAUACAAGUGAUGUGGGAAGCUUUUGAUUUAAACUCCAUUCUGACUAACUAUGAGUGAACUCACAUUAUGUAGAAACCCUACAUAUGACUCUGGCAGCAACUUUGUACAACAUAUAAACCUCAUGAGAGCAAAUUAGUUAUAGCAGAAAAUACUGGAUGAAGGCAAAAAGCUUAGCAAAGUCCUUCAUCCUUCCUUAAAAAGUAAUGACUAGAGAGGAAUUAGUGUAAGAGAUCAAGUCUGUUAAUAAGGAAUGUUGAAAAAUGUGGGUAUAAAGUGACCGUGCUGUUUGAUAUGCUGAAAAAAAUAACUCAUUAGUGUCAGAAUCAUGCAGACCACUCAAGACAAAGCAUAUUAAUUAGACUUGUAAACUUAAACAAAGCUAACCUUUCUUAGAUUCAAUCACAUGACUAUGGAAAGAUCACAUGGU